GAAAAAACUCUUAAACAUUACCCUUUUUCUACAAUAUUCCACUCACAUUUUGUCAAAAUGGAAAAAAAUCAUUUUACCGUCGAAUUUUUGGCAACAUCAUUGGUUGAAAAACUAGAUAGGAAGAAUAUCUUCCCACCAUUAUUUAAUGAUCCAGAAUUAUUCGUUGCUUCAAUUGAAUCAAAAGCAAAAAAGCCACCUAAUUCUUUCUUAAUAUGCAGACUCAAUGUUUCCAAAGAAGCAAACAAGAGUGGAAACCAUAAUAUGCGUACAAUAAGUAAAACAGCAAGUAUUUUAUGGAACGGCGCCACACCUCAAGAAAAAAAUGUUUAUAAGAAGUUAGCUGAGCGGGUUUAUGAAAUUUAUGCAUUGAGAUAUUCACUUAUAUCUCUUUCAUCUGAAGUUGAAUCAACGGAACUUCAGAAAGUACCUUCCCUUUCAUUAACACAACCUCCCAUCUCCGUUCCAUCCCCGACAGCCAUAACACUAGAAACAUUUCCACCUAUUAUUUAUAAUUAUUAUAUUACAAGCUGCGAUAACAGCGAUGAUCCAUUUUUUUACAAUGAUAAUGAUAAUCAAAAUGAACAUUUUUAUUUUCUUCCUUAUUAUAAUUAUAAUGAAUACUAUAAUUUGUAG
Molecule: messenger RNA, 633 nt
Organism: Rhizophagus irregularis DAOM 181602=DAOM 197198
Lineage: Eukaryota; Fungi; Glomeromycota; Glomeromycetes; Glomerales; Glomeraceae
Source: RefSeq, a predicted model, not a curated record